This is a messenger RNA of Fonsecaea multimorphosa CBS 102226, 453 nucleotides long. RefSeq lists its product as uncharacterized. NCBI's taxonomy places the organism in Eukaryota, Fungi, Ascomycota, Eurotiomycetes, Chaetothyriales, Herpotrichiellaceae. The record is from RefSeq and is a predicted model, not a curated record. The coding region runs from base 1 to 453 and encodes 150 amino acids. The transcript is spliced from 2 exons.
AUGUCGUCGACACAUCAAAGCAAGAGUCGAGACCAGAUCCAGACCUGGCUUGAAGGUUUCCAUCGUGGAAGCGCCGAGCUGGACGCAGAAAAGUGGUGCAGCACGUUCAUGACCGACGACAUCGAACUCCAAUACGCCAACAACCCGGUCCUCAAGGGCGCCGAAGUGAGAGCUAUGUUCGCCUCGGUCUUCAGGCAGCUUUCCCUGAUGAAGCACAAGGUGGUCUACUUUGACUUUGUGCCGCCGAGAAUCUACCAGGCUGCACGGAUUCGAUACCGCGUCGUGGGAGAUCCGGCCGACGGGAGCCAGGACAUUGAGAUCCCGGGGUUUGCCACUUUCUUUGUCCGCGAAGGAGAGGAUGGGGAGCUCAAGUGCUAUCGGGCAGAGACUUUCUUGGACCCGUCGCAGGUUUUUGCGAGGAUUGCGCAGAAGACGGCGGGAGACAGGCCAUAG